AAUAACAAUGCAGCACAUUUACCGCGAAGGCAGGAGAAAUACAGUGGUUUUUCUUGUGUACUUAACUUUCUUGGCUUCGAUAUCAGAAGCCUCUAUUACCCUGACAGUUCAUCCUUCCAGUAGUGUGGAGGUAAAUCAGACAGUGACAAUACAGUGCACCUUCUCACAAGCACCAGGUGCUGCCUACUUUCUCUCUUCCGUGAAUCCCACAGCAGAAUUCUGUUCUCUGGAAUCAGCCGGAGGAGUAUGUAGACAGACUGAAUGUGCUAGACAAUACACUACAUUAUGUCCCAACUCUACCACUUUUUUAGUAACAUCAGUAACCCUGACCCCAAACCAGGUCACCGUGGAUGCUGGUAAACAGAUAACUCUAACCUGUCAGACAGAUUAUUGUAACCCAGCAGCCAACAUCACGUGGUACAAGGAAUCAACGGACGUCACCAGUCAGGCUGCAUCCUCCACGGUCACUGACAGUAAUGACCUUGUGAGAACUACAUCAGUACUACAGUACACAGGUGUGGCAGGGGACAAUGGUCAACAGAUGUACUGUAGAGCCAUGAACAGACCAGGAAAAAAUGUGGGGUCCAACAAAUACAUACUGGAUGUAAGAUGUAAGUAAAAUGCACUGUUGCUAACUUACGUUCCCUUUAUGGCAA
Messenger RNA from Saccostrea cuccullata (small rock oyster), 656 nucleotides. RefSeq lists its product as uncharacterized. The record is from RefSeq and is a predicted model, not a curated record. NCBI's taxonomy places the organism in Eukaryota, Metazoa, Mollusca, Bivalvia, Ostreida, Ostreidae. The coding region runs from base 8 to 619 and encodes 203 amino acids. The transcript is spliced from 3 exons.